Molecule: messenger RNA, 909 nt
Organism: Astrephomene gubernaculifera
Lineage: Eukaryota; Viridiplantae; Chlorophyta; Chlorophyceae; Chlamydomonadales; Astrephomenaceae
Source: the annotation of a GenBank genome assembly
GUGGGAGCGUUUUUCCGGGUAAACCCAGGUAUACCUUAUAGUUUCCGGGUAUACCUUAUCCAAAGGCGGGCUUUACGAGUACUGCAGGCGGGUUUCUGGUGCUCUCAGCCUUCGCAGGUAACUUCAGUUUUAUGUUGUUGAAUGGCGGUUAGGAGCUGCAUACUUGGCAUCGCGAUUAUUCAACGUCCUGAGGGUAUCAUGUGUUCCUUAACUGUACACCAGAACAUCUCGCGCUUAAUGUUAACAUGUCAACAGACUUUAACGAUAACCGUUAACUGCGCGCGAAAAAAACUAACGGGCGCAUAGUUGCUUAGUCUUCGCCAGCCAGGAACGCCCAGAAUCAGCAGGAAAUAAAAUAUUCAGUGCUUCCGUUACUUAGCUAAGCCUUGCUGUCUCCGGUAACUGGACUUAAUACUUUGUUACGACCCGAUGAGAACACCUACCCUAACGCUCUUCCUUUUCCUCCAGAGCCUUCUGAUCCACUUCCAUCAAACAACAGCUGCAGCUGAAAUUGGCCAUGCCAGCAUCACCCUAUCCGCACCCCUAGCUGCUUCCCACCGGAUUAGCACUGCUGCUGCUGCUGAUGCUGCUGGCAAGCACAAUGCCCUCACCAAGCGCGGCUCCGAAGCCCAACGGCACCCCCACCACCAAGCACACCCGCAGCAGCAGCCUGGCGUGCCGCAGCCUGCCACACCCCGCCGGCUGCCGGACCCCCUGCAGCACCUGCGGCGCUUCAUCCAGCAGGUGCCCAAGGCCGAGCUGCAUGUGCAUGUGGAGGGUACUCUGGAGCCGGAGAUGAUGCUGCGGUUCGCGCAUCGCAACGGCCUGCCCCCGCCGUACCCCAGCGCGGAAGCAGCCCGCGCUGCGUAUAACUUCACCGACUUGCAAUCCUUCCUGGAUCUCUACUAC